AUGGAGGCAAGGAUGAUGGAGGCAAGGAUGAUGGAGGCAAGGAUGAUGGUGGCAAGGAUGAUGGAUGCAACGAUGAUGGAGGCAAGGAUGAUGGAGGCAAGGAUGAUGGAGGCAAGGAUGAUGGAGGCAAGGAUGAUGGAAGCAAGGAUGAUGGAAGCAAGGAUGAUGGAGGCAAGGAUGAUGGAAGCAAGGAUGAUGGAAGCAAGAAUGAUUGAGGCAAUGAUGAUGGAGGCAAGGAUGAUGGAGGCAAGGAUGAUGGAGGCAAGGAUGAGGGAGGCAAGGAUGAUGGAGGCAAGGAUGAUGAGCAAGAUGAUGGAAGCAAGGAUGAUGGAAGCAAGGAUUAUGGAGGCAAGGAUGAUGGAGGCAAGGAUGAUGGAGGCAAGGAUGAUGGAGGCAAGGAUGAUGGUGGCAAGGAUGAUGGAGGCAAGGAUGAUGGAGGCAAGGGUGAUGGAGACAAGGAUGAAGCAUGAUGGAGGCAAGGAUGAUGGAGGCAAGGAUGAUGGAGGCAAGGAUGAUGGAGGCAAGGAUGAUGGAGGCAAGGAUGAUGGAGGCAAGGAUGAUGGCAAGGAUGAUGGAUGCAAGGAUGAUGGAGGCAAGGAUGAUGGAGGCAAGGGUGAUGGAGGCAAGGAUGAUGGAGGCAAGGAGGAUGGAGGCAAGGAUGAUGGUGGCAAGGAUGAUGGAGGCAAGGAUGAUGGAGGCAAGGAUGAUGGAGGCAAGGAUGAUGGUGGCAAGGAUGAUGGAGGCAAGGAUGAUGGAGGCGAGGAUGAUGGAGGCGAGGAUGAUGGAGGCAAGGAUGAUGGAGGCAAGGAUGAUGGAGGCAAGGAUGAGGGAGGCAAGGAUGAUGGAGGCAAGGAUGAUGGAGGCAAGGAUGAUGGAGGCAAGGAUGAUGGAGGCAAGGAUGAUGGAGGCAAGGAUGAUGGAGGCAAGGAUGAUGGAGGCAAGGAUGAUGGAGGCAAGGAUGAUGGUGGCAAGGAUGAUGGAGGCAAGGAUGAUGGAGGCAAGGAUGAUGGAGGCAAGGAUGAUGGAGGCAAGGAUGAUGGAGGCAAGGAUGAUGGAGGCAAGGAUGAUGGAGGCAAGGAUGAUGGAGGCAAGGAUGAUGGAGGCAAGGAUGAUGGAGGCAAGGAUGAUGGAGGCAAGGAUGAUGGAGGCAAGGAUGAUGGUGGCAAGGAUGAUGGAGGCAAGGAUGAUGGAGGCAAGGAUGAUGGAGGCAAGGAUGAUGGAGGCAAGGAUGAUGGAGGCAAGGAUGAUGGAGGCAAGGAUGAUGGUGGCAAGGAUGAUGGUGGUAAAGAUGAUGGAGGCAAGGAUGAUGGAGGCAAGGAUGAUGGAGGCAAGGAUGAUGGAGGCAAGGAUGAUGGAGGCAAGGAUGAUGGAGGCAAGGAUGAUGGAGGCAAGGAUGAUGGAGGCAAGGAUGAUGGAGGCAAGGAUGAUGGAGGCAAGGAUGAUGGAGGCAAGGAUGAUGGAGGCAAGGAUGAUGGAGGCAAGGAUGAUGGAGGCAAGGAUGAUGGAGGCAAGGAUGAUGGAGGCAAGGAUGAUGGAGGCAAGGAUGAUGGUGGCAAGGAUGAUGGUGGCAAGGAUGAUGAAGGCAAGGAUGAUGGAGGCAAGGAUGAUGGAGGCAAGGAUGAUGGAGGCAAGGAUGAUGGAGGCAAGGAUGAUGGAGGCAAGGAUGAUGGUGGCAAGGAUGAUGGAGGCAAGGAUGAUGGAGGCAAGGAUGAUGGAGGCAAGGAUGAUGGAGGCAAGGAUGAUGGAGGCAAGGAUGAUGGCAAGGAUGAUGGAGGCAAGGAUGAUGGAGGCAAGGAUGAUGGAGGCAAGGAUGAUGGAGGCAAGGAUGAUGGAAGCAAGGAUGAUGGAAGCAAGGAUGAUGGAGGCAAGGAUGAUGGAGGCAAGGAUGAUGGAGGCAAGGAUGAUGGAGGCAAGGAUGAUGGAGGCAAGGAUGAUGGAGGCAAGGAUGAUGGAGGCAAGGAUGAUGGAGGCAAGGAUGAUGGAGGCAAGGAUGAUGGAGGCAAGGAUGAUGGAGGCAAGGAUGAUGGAGGCAAGGAUGAUGGAGGCAAGGAUGAUGGAGGCAAGGAUGAUGGAGGCAAGGAUGAUGGAGGCAAGGAUGAUGGAGGCAAGGAUGAUGGAGGCAAGGAUGAUGGAGGCAAGGAUGAUGGAGGCAAGGAUGAUGGAGGCAAGGAUGAUGGAGGCAAGGAUGAUGGAGGCAAGGAUGAUGGAGGCAAGGAUGAUGGAGGCAAGGAUGAUGGAGGCAAGGAUGAUGGAGGCAAGGAUGAUGGAGGCAAGGAUGAUGGAGGCAAGGAUGAUGGAGGCAAGGAUGAUGGAGGCAAGGAUGAUGGUGGCAAGGAUGAUGGUGGCAAGGAUGAUGGAGGCAAGGAUGAUGGAGGCAAGGAUGAUGGAGGCAAGGAUGAUGGAGGCAAGGAUGAUGGAGGCAAGGAUGAUGGAGGCAAGGAUGAUGGAGGCAAGGAUGAUGGAGGCAAGGAUGAUGGAGGCAAGGAUGAUGGAGGCAAGGAUGAUGGAGGCAAGGAUGAUGGAGGCAAGGAUGAUGGAGGCAAGGAUGAUGGAGGCAAGGAUGAUGGAGGCAAGGAUGAUGGAGGCAAGGAUGAUGGAAGCAAGGAUGAUGGAGGCAAGGAUGAUGGAGGCAAGGAUGAUGGAGGCAAGGAUGAUGGAGGCAAGGAUGAUGGAGGCAAGGAUGAUGGAGGCAAGGAUGAUGGAGGCAAGGAUGAUGGAGGCAAGGAUGAUGGAGGCAAGGAUGAUGGAGGCAAGGAUGAUGGAAGCAAGGAUGAUGGAGGCAAGGAUGAUGGAGGCAAGGAUGAUGGAGGCAAGGAUGAUGGAGGCAAGGAUGAUGGAGGCAAGGAUGAUGGAGGCAAGGAUGAUGGAGGCAAGGAUGAUGGAGGCAAGGAUGAUGGAGGCAAGGAUGAUGGAGGCAAGGAUGAUGGAGGCAAGGAUGAUGGAGGCAAGGAUGAUGGAGGCAAGGAUGAUGGAGGCAAGGAUGAUGGAGGCAAGGAUGAUGGAGGCAAGGAUGAUGGUGGCAAGGAUGAUGGAGGCAAGGAUGAUGGAGGCAAGGAUGAUGGAGGCAAGGAUGAUGGAGGCAAGGAUGAUGGAGGCAAGGAUGAUGGAGGCAAGGAUGAUGGAGGCAAGGAUGAUGGAGGCAAGGAUGAUGGAGGCAAGGAUGAUGGAGGCAAGGAUGAUGGAGGCAAGGAUGAUGGAGGCAAGGAUGAUGGAGGCAAGGAUGAUGGAGGCAAGGAUGAUGGAGGCAAGGAUGAUGGAGGCAAGGAUGAUGGAGGCAAGGAUGAUGGAGGCAAGGAUGAUGGAGGCAAGGAUGAUGGAGGCAAGGAUGAUGGAGGCAAGGAUGAUGGAGGCAAGGAUGAUGGAGGCAAGGAUGAUGGAGGCAAGGAUGAUGGAGGCAAGGAUGAUGGAGGCAAGGAUGAUGGAGGCAAGGAUGAUGGAGGCAAGGAUGAUGGAGGCAAGGAUGAUGGAGGCAAGGAUGAUGGAGGCAAGGAUGAUGGAGGCAAGGAUGAUGGAGGCAAGGAUGAUGGAGGCAAGGAUGAUGGAGGCAAGGAUGAUGGAGGCAAGGAUGAUGGAGGCAAGGAUGAUGGAGGCAAGGAUGAUGGAGGCAAGGAUGAUGGAGGCAAGGAUGAUGGAGGCAAGGAUGAUGGAGGCAAGGAUGAUGGAGGCAAGGAUGAUGGAGGCAAGGAUGAUGGAGGCAAGGAUGAUGGAGGCAAGGAUGAUGGAGGCAAGGAUGAUGGAGGCAAGGAUGAUGGAGGCAAGGAUGAUGGAGGCAAGGAUGAUGGAGGCAAGGAUGAUGGAGGCAAGGAUGAUGGAGGCAAGGAUGAUGGAGGCAAGGAUGAUGGAGGCAAGGAUGAUGGAGGCAAGGAUGAUGGAGGCAAGGAUGAUGGAGGCAAGGAUGAUGGAGGCAAGGAUGAUGGAGGCAAGGAUGAUGGAGGCAAGGAUGAUGGUGGCAAGGAUGAUGGAGGCAAGGAUGAUGGAGGCAAGGAUGAUGGAGGCAAGGAUGAUGGAGGCAAGGAUGAUGGAGGCAAGGAUGAUGGAGGCAAGGAUGAUGGAGGCAAGGAUGAUGGAGGCAAGGAUGAUGGAGGCAAGGAUGAUGGAGGCAAGGAUGAUGGAGGCAAGGAUGAUGGAGGCAAGGAUGAUGGAGGCAAGGAUGAUGGAGGCAAGGAUGAUGGAGGCAAGGAUGAUGGAGGCAAGGAUGAUGGAGGCAAGGAUGAUGGAGGCAAGGAUGAUGGAGGCAAGGAUGAUGGAGGCAAGGAUGAUGGAGGCAAGGAUGAUGGAGGCAAGGAUGAUGGAGGCAAGGAUGAUGGAGGCAAGGAUGAUGGAGGCAAGGAUGAUGGAGGCAAGGAUGAUGGAGGCAAGGAUGAUGGAGGCAAGGAUGAUGGAGGCAAGGAUGAUGGAGGCAAGGAUGAUGGAGGCAAGGAUGAUGGAGGCAAGGAUGAUGGAGGCAAGGAUGAUGGAGGCAAGGAUGAUGGAGGCAAGGAUGAUGGAGGCAAGGAUGAUGGAGGCAAGGAUGAUGGAGGCAAGGAUGAUGGAGGCAAGGAUGAUGGAGGCAAGGAUGAUGGAGGCAAGGAUGAUGGAGGCAAGGAUGAUGGAGGCAAGGAUGAUGGAGGCAAGGAUGAUGGAGGCAAGGAUGAUGGAGGCAAGGAUGAUGGAGGCAAGGAUGAUGGAGGCAAGGAUGAUGGAGGCAAGGAUGAUGGAGGCAAGGAUGAUGGAGGCAAGGAUGAUGGAGGCAAGGAUGAUGGAGGCAAGGAUGAUGGAGGCAAGGAUGAUGGAGGCAAGGAUGAUGGAGGCAAGGAUGAUGGAGGCAAGGAUGAUGGAGGCAAGGAUGAUGGAGGCAAGGAUGAUGGAGGCAAGGAUGAUGGAGGCAAGGAUGAUGGAGGCAAGGAUGAUGGAGGCAAGGAUGAUGGAGGCAAGGAUGAUGGAGGCAAGGAUGAUGGAGGCAAGGAUGAUGGAGGCAAGGAUGAUGGAGGCAAGGAUGAUGGAGGCAAGGAUGAUGGAGGCAAGGAUGAUGGAGGCAAGGAUGAUGGAGGCAAGGAUGAUGGAGGCAAGGAUGAUGGAGGCAAGGAUGAUGGAGGCAAGGAUGAUGGAGGCAAGGAUGAUGGAGGCAAGGAUGAUGGAGGCAAGGAUGAUGGAGGCAAGGAUGAUGGAGGCAAGGAUGAUGGAGGCAAGGAUGAUGGAGGCAAGGAUGAUGGAGGCAAGGAUGAUGGAGGCAAGGAUGAUGGAGGCAAGGAUGAUGGAGGCAAGGAUGAUGGAGGCAAGGAUGAUGGAGGCAAGGAUGAUGGAGGCAAGGAUGAUGGAGGCAAGGAUGAUGGAGGCAAGGAUGAUGGAGGCAAGGAUGAUGGAGGCAAGGAUGAUGGAGGCAAGGAUGAUGGAGGCAAGGAUGAUGGAGGCAAGGAUGAUGGAGGCAAGGAUGAUGGAGGCAAGGAUGAUGGAGGCAAGGAUGAUGGAGGCAAGGAUGAUGGAGGCAAGGAUGAUGGAGGCAAGGAUGAUGGAGGCAAGGAUGAUGGAGGCAAGGAUGAUGGAGGCAAGGAUGAUGGAGGCAAGGAUGAUGGAGGCAAGGAUGAUGGAGGCAAGGAUGAUGGAGGCAAGGAUGAUGGAGGCAAGGAUGAUGGAGGCAAGGAUGAUGGAGGCAAGGAUGAUGGAGGCAAGGAUGAUGGAGGCAAGGAUGAUGGAGGCAAGGAUGAUGGAGGCAAGGAUGAUGGAGGCAAGGAUGAUGGAGGCAAGGAUGAUGGAGGCAAGGAUGAUGGAGGCAAGGAUGAUGGAGGCAAGGAUGAUGGAGGCAAGGAUGAUGGAGGCAAGGAUGAUGGAGGCAAGGAUGAUGGAGGCAAGGAUGAUGGAGGCAAGGAUGAUGGAGGCAAGGAUGAUGGAGGCAAGGAUGAUGGAGGCAAGGAUGAUGGAGGCAAGGAUGAUGGAGGCAAGGAUGAUGGAGGCAAGGAUGAUGGAGGCAAGGAUGAUGGAGGCAAGGAUGAUGGAGGCAAGGAUGAUGGAGGCAAGGAUGAUGGAGGCAAGGAUGAUGGAGGCAAGGAUGAUGGAGGCAAGGAUGAUGGAGGCAAGGAUGAUGGAGGCAAGGAUGAUGGAGGCAAGGAUGAUGGAGGCAAGGAUGAUGGAGGCAAGGAUGAUGGAGGCAAGGAUGAUGGAGGCAAGGAUGAUGGAGGCAAGGAUGAUGGAGGCAAGGAUGAUGGAGGCAAGGAUGAUGGAGGCAAGGAUGAUGGAGGCAAGGAUGAUGGAGGCAAGGAUGAUGGAGGCAAGGAUGAUGGAGGCAAGGAUGAUGGAGGCAAGGAUGAUGGAGGCAAGGAUGAUGGAGGCAAGGAUGAUGGAGGCAAGGAUGAUGGAGGCAAGGAUGAUGGAGGCAAGGAUGAUGGAGGCAAGGAUGAUGGAGGCAAGGAUGAUGGAGGCAAGGAUGAUGGAGGCAAGGAUGAUGGAGGCAAGGAUGAUGGAGGCAAGGAUGAUGGAGGCAAGGAUGAUGGAGGCAAGGAUGAUGGAGGCAAGGAUGAUGGAGGCAAGGAUGAUGGAGGCAAGGAUGAUGGAGGCAAGGAUGAUGGAGGCAAGGAUGAUGGAGGCAAGGAUGAUGGAGGCAAGGAUGAUGGAGGCAAGGAUGAUGGAGGCAAGGAUGAUGGAGGCAAGGAUGAUGGAGGCAAGGAUGAUGGAGGCAAGGAUGAUGGAGGCAAGGAUGAUGGAGGCAAGGAUGAUGGAGGCAAGGAUGAUGGAGGCAAGGAUGAUGGAGGCAAGGAUGAUGGAGGCAAGGAUGAUGGAGGCAAGGAUGAUGGAGGCAAGGAUGAUGGAGGCAAGGAUGAUGGAGGCAAGGAUGAUGGAGGCAAGGAUGAUGGAGGCAAGGAUGAUGGAGGCAAGGAUGAUGGAGGCAAGGAUGAUGGAGGCAAGGAUGAUGGAGGCAAGGAUGAUGGAGGCAAGGAUGAUGGAGGCAAGGAUGAUGGAGGCAAGGAUGAUGGAGGCAAGGAUGAUGGAGGCAAGGAUGAUGGAGGCAAGGAUGAUGGAGGCAAGGAUGAUGGAGGCAAGGAUGAUGGAGGCAAGGAUGAUGGAGGCAAGGAUGAUGGAGGCAAGGAUGAUGGAGGCAAGGAUGAUGGAGGCAAGGAUGAUGGAGGCAAGGAUGAUGGAGGCAAGGAUGAUGGAGGCAAGGAUGAUGGAGGCAAGGAUGAUGGAGGCAAGGAUGAUGGAGGCAAGGAUGAUGGAGGCAAGGAUGAUGGAGGCAAGGAUGAUGGAGGCAAGGAUGAUGGAGGCAAGGAUGAUGGAGGCAAGGAUGAUGGAGGCAAGGAUGAUGGAGGCAAGGAUGAUGGAGGCAAGGAUGAUGGAGGCAAGGAUGAUGGAGGCAAGGAUGAUGGAGGCAAGGAUGAUGGAGGCAAGGAUGAUGGAGGCAAGGAUGAUGGAGGCAAGGAUGAUGGAGGCAAGGAUGAUGGAGGCAAGGAUGAUGGAGGCAAGGAUGAUGGAGGCAAGGAUGAUGGAGGCAAGGAUGAUGGAGGCAAGGAUGAUGGAGGCAAGGAUGAUGGAGGCAAGGAUGAUGGAGGCAAGGAUGAUGGAGGCAAGGAUGAUGGAGGCAAGGAUGAUGGAGGCAAGGAUGAUGGAGGCAAGGAUGAUGGAGGCAAGGAUGAUGGAGGCAAGGAUGAUGGAGGCAAGGAUGAUGGAGGCAAGGAUGAUGGAGGCAAGGAUGAUGGAGGCAAGGAUGAUGGAGGCAAGGAUGAUGGAGGCAAGGAUGAUGGAGGCAAGGAUGAUGGAGGCAAGGAUGAUGGAGGCAAGGAUGAUGGAGGCAAGGAUGAUGGAGGCAAGGAUGAUGGAGGCAAGGAUGAUGGAGGCAAGGAUGAUGGAGGCAAGGAUGAUGGAGGCAAGGAUGAUGGAGGCAAGGAUGAUGGAGGCAAGGAUGAUGGAGGCAAGGAUGAUGGAGGCAAGGAUGAUGGAGGCAAGGAUGAUGGAGGCAAGGAUGAUGGAGGCAAGGAUGAUGGAGGCAAGGAUGAUGGAGGCAAGGAUGAUGGAGGCAAGGAUGAUGGAGGCAAGGAUGAUGGAGGCAAGGAUGAUGGAGGCAAGGAUGAUGGAGGCAAGGAUGAUGGAGGCAAGGAUGAUGGAGGCAAGGAUGAUGGAGGCAAGGAUGAUGGAGGCAAGGAUGAUGGAGGCAAGGAUGAUGGAGGCAAGGAUGAUGGAGGCAAGGAUGAUGGAGGCAAGGAUGAUGGAGGCAAGGAUGAUGGAGGCAAGGAUGAUGGAGGCAAGGAUGAUGGAGGCAAGGAUGAUGGAGGCAAGGAUGAUGGAGGCAAGGAUGAUGGAGGCAAGGAUGAUGGAGGCAAGGAUGAUGGAGGCAAGGAUGAUGGAGGCAAGGAUGAUGGAGGCAAGGAUGAUGGAGGCAAGGAUGAUGGAGGCAAGGAUGAUGGAGGCAAGGAUGAUGGAGGCAAGGAUGAUGGAGGCAAGGAUGAUGGAGGCAAGGAUGAUGGAGGCAAGGAUGAUGGAGGCAAGGAUGAUGGAGGCAAGGAUGAUGGAGGCAAGGAUGAUGGAGGCAAGGAUGAUGGAGGCAAGGAUGAUGGAGGCAAGGAUGAUGGAGGCAAGGAUGAUGGAGGCAAGGAUGAUGGAGGCAAGGAUGAUGGAGGCAAGGAUGAUGGAGGCAAGGAUGAUGGAGGCAAGGAUGAUGGAGGCAAGGAUGAUGGAGGCAAGGAUGAUGGAGGCAAGGAUGAUGGAGGCAAGGAUGAUGGAGGCAAGGAUGAUGGAGGCAAGGAUGAUGGAGGCAAGGAUGAUGGAGGCAAGGAUGAUGGAGGCAAGGAUGAUGGAGGCAAGGAUGAUGGAGGCAAGGAUGAUGGAGGCAAGGAUGAUGGAGGCAAGGAUGAUGGAGGCAAGGAUGAUGGAGGCAAGGAUGAUGGAGGCAAGGAUGAUGGAGGCAAGGAUGAUGGAGGCAAGGAUGAUGGAGGCAAGGAUGAUGGAGGCAAGGAUGAUGGAGGCAAGGAUGAUGGAGGCAAGGAUGAUGGAGGCAAGGAUGAUGGAGGCAAGGAUGAUGGAGGCAAGGAUGAUGGAGGCAAGGAUGAUGGAGGCAAGGAUGAUGGAGGCAAGGAUGAUGGAGGCAAGGAUGAUGGAGGCAAGGAUGAUGGAGGCAAGGAUGAUGGAGGCAAGGAUGAUGGAGGCAAGGAUGAUGGAGGCAAGGAUGAUGGAGGCAAGGAUGAUGGAGGCAAGGAUGAUGGAGGCAAGGAUGAUGGAGGCAAGGAUGAUGGAGGCAAGGAUGAUGGAGGCAAGGAUGAUGGAGGCAAGGAUGAUGGAGGCAAGGAUGAUGGAGGCAAGGAUGAUGGAGGCAAGGAUGAUGGAGGCAAGGAUGAUGGAGGCAAGGAUGAUGGAGGCAAGGAUGAUGGAGGCAAGGAUGAUGGAGGCAAGGAUGAUGGAGGCAAGGAUGAUGGAGGCAAGGAUGAUGGAGGCAAGGAUGAUGGAGGCAAGGAUGAUGGAGGCAAGGAUGAUGGAGGCAAGGAUGAUGGAGGCAAGGAUGAUGGAGGCAAGGAUGAUGGAGGCAAGGAUGAUGGAGGCAAGGAUGAUGGAGGCAAGGAUGAUGGAGGCAAGGAUGAUGGAGGCAAGGAUGAUGGAGGCAAGGAUGAUGGAGGCAAGGAUGAUGGAGGCAAGGAUGAUGGAGGCAAGGAUGAUGGAGGCAAGGAUGAUGGAGGCAAGGAUGAUGGAGGCAAGGAUGAUGGAGGCAAGGAUGAUGGAGGCAAGGAUGAUGGAGGCAAGGAUGAUGGAGGCAAGGAUGAUGGAGGCAAGGAUGAUGGAGGCAAGGAUGAUGGAGGCAAGGAUGAUGGAGGCAAGGAUGAUGGAGGCAAGGAUGAUGGAGGCAAGGAUGAUGGAGGCAAGGAUGAUGGAGGCAAGGAUGAUGGAGGCAAGGAUGAUGGAGGCAAGGAUGAUGGAGGCAAGGAUGAUGGAGGCAAGGAUGAUGGAGGCAAGGAUGAUGGAGGCAAGGAUGAUGGAGGCAAGGAUGAUGGAGGCAAGGAUGAUGGAGGCAAGGAUGAUGGAGGCAAGGAUGAUGGAGGCAAGGAUGAUGGAGGCAAGGAUGAUGGAGGCAAGGAUGAUGGAGGCAAGGAUGAUGGAGGCAAGGAUGAUGGAGGCAAGGAUGAUGGAGGCAAGGAUGAUGGAGGCAAGGAUGAUGGAGGCAAGGAUGAUGGAGGCAAGGAUGAUGGAGGCAAGGAUGAUGGAGGCAAGGAUGAUGGAGGCAAGGAUGAUGGAGGCAAGGAUGAUGGAGGCAAGGAUGAUGGAGGCAAGGAUGAUGGAGGCAAGGAUGAUGGAGGCAAGGAUGAUGGAGGCAAGGAUGAUGGAGGCAAGGAUGAUGGAGGCAAGGAUGAUGGAGGCAAGGAUGAUGGAGGCAAGGAUGAUGGAGGCAAGGAUGAUGGAGGCAAGGAUGAUGGAGGCAAGGAUGAUGGAGGCAAGGAUGAUGGAGGCAAGGAUGAUGGAGGCAAGGAUGAUGGAGGCAAGGAUGAUGGAGGCAAGGAUGAUGGAGGCAAGGAUGAUGGAGGCAAGGAUGAUGGAGGCAAGGAUGAUGGAGGCAAGGAUGAUGGAGGCAAGGAUGAUGGAGGCAAGGAUGAUGGAGGCAAGGAUGAUGGAGGCAAGGAUGAUGGAGGCAAGGAUGAUGGAGGCAAGGAUGAUGGAGGCAAGGAUGAUGGAGGCAAGGAUGAUGGAGGCAAGGAUGAUGGAGGCAAGGAUGAUGGAGGCAAGGAUGAUGGAGGCAAGGAUGAUGGAGGCAAGGAUGAUGGAGGCAAGGAUGAUGGAGGCAAGGAUGAUGGAGGCAAGGAUGAUGGAGGCAAGGAUGAUGGAGGCAAGGAUGAUGGAGGCAAGGAUGAUGGAGGCAAGGAUGAUGGAGGCAAGGAUGAUGGAGGCAAGGAUGAUGGAGGCAAGGAUGAUGGAGGCAAGGAUGAUGGAGGCAAGGAUGAUGGAGGCAAGGAUGAUGGAGGCAAGGAUGAUGGAGGCAAGGAUGAUGGAGGCAAGGAUGAUGGAGGCAAGGAUGAUGGAGGCAAGGAUGAUGGAGGCAAGGAUGAUGGAGGCAAGGAUGAUGGAGGCAAGGAUGAUGGAGGCAAGGAUGAUGGAGGCAAGGAUGAUGGAGGCAAGGAUGAUGGAGGCAAGGAUGAUGGAGGCAAGGAUGAUGGAGGCAAGGAUGAUGGAGGCAAGGAUGAUGGAGGCAAGGAUGAUGGAGGCAAGGAUGAUGGAGGCAAGGAUGAUGGAGGCAAGGAUGAUGGAGGCAAGGAUGAUGGAGGCAAGGAUGAUGGAGGCAAGGAUGAUGGAGGCAAGGAUGAUGGAGGCAAGGAUGAUGGAGGCAAGGAUGAUGGAGGCAAGGAUGAUGGAGGCAAGGAUGAUGGAGGCAAGGAUGAUGGAGGCAAGGAUGAUGGAGGCAAGGAUGAUGGAGGCAAGGAUGAUGGAGGCAAGGAUGAUGGAGGCAAGGAUGAUGGAGGCAAGGAUGAUGGAGGCAAGGAUGAUGGAGGCAAGGAUGAGAGAGGCAAGGAUGAUGGAGGCAAGGAUGAUGGAGGCAAGGAUGAUGGAGGCAAGGAUGAUGGAGGCAAGGAUGAUGGAGGCAAGGAUGAUGGAGGCAAGGAUGAUGGAAGCAAGGAUGAUGGAGGCAAGGAUGAUGGAGGCAAGGAUGAUGGAGGCAAGGAUGAUGGAGGCAAGGAUGAUGGAGGCAAGGAUGAUGGAGGCAAGGAUGAUGGAGGCAAGGAUGAUGGAGGCAAGGAUGAUGGAGGCAAGGAUGAUGGAGGCAAGGAUGAUGGAGGCAAGGAUGAUGGAGGCAAGGAUGAUGGAGGCAAGGAUGAUGGAGGCAAGGAUGAUGGAGGCAAGGAUGAUGGCAAGAGAUGGAGCAAGGAUGAUGGAGGCAAGGAUGAUGGAAGGCAAGGAUGA
This is a messenger RNA of Closterium sp. Naga37s-1, 11844 nucleotides long. Lineage: Eukaryota; Viridiplantae; Streptophyta; Zygnematophyceae; Desmidiales; Closteriaceae. The record is from the annotation of a GenBank genome assembly.